AAUCAAAACCGCCAGCAGAAAAAGAACACAUAUGCCCCAAAACGUGGACCUAUUAUUGACCUUGAGCCUGUUUUGAAUAAGCAAGUCAGCGUCAGAAUAAGUGGAGGCCGUGAGAUUAUAGGCACCCUUGCGGGAUAUGACCAGUUAAUGAACCUGGUGGUCGAAAACGCAGUAGUCAAGACACCAGGCCAUAUUUCUUACUCCGAGAAAGACGAAGAAAUUAAGUUAGACAAAGUGGUUGUCAUUGGCAGAUUGCUGCUCGCGUUAGAACCUAUGGAUGGAUACGAAGUCAUUACCAAUCCUAAUGUACAA
This is a messenger RNA of Pichia membranifaciens NRRL Y-2026, 312 nucleotides long. RefSeq lists its product as hypothetical. Gene Ontology annotation, molecular function: RNA binding. The record is from RefSeq and is a predicted model, not a curated record. The transcript has a single exon. NCBI's taxonomy places the organism in Eukaryota, Fungi, Ascomycota, Pichiomycetes, Pichiales, Pichiaceae. The annotation marks the transcript as partial. Gene Ontology annotation, cellular component: catalytic step 2 spliceosome; U2-type prespliceosome; U12-type spliceosomal complex.